Umbelopsis ramanniana AG is the source of this 765-nucleotide messenger RNA. RefSeq lists its product as uncharacterized. Bases 28 to 510 code for a protein of 160 amino acids. The transcript has a single exon. Lineage: Eukaryota; Fungi; Mucoromycota; Umbelopsidomycetes; Umbelopsidales; Umbelopsidaceae. The record is from RefSeq and is a predicted model, not a curated record.
CGUACAACUCCACCACCACCUCGAAAAAUGCUGGGCCGCAUCCUCAAUUCCAACGGUAAACGGCUGUUGCAGCACCGAGCCUCAUUAAUACAGACAGUACGAAGAGAGUUACCACAGUGGUCACGACGCCAGUAUGCCACCCCUACUCAAUUACCCAACACACAGCCUGAAAAGCUCAAAUCAGCAGCGCAGCAUUUCAAAAAACAGAAGCAUUUACCCUUCUUUCUUGAGUAUUUCAUGUGGGUCGUGUUUGGCUCCGAAGCUCUUCAUUUAAUAUGGCUCAAGAUUGAUCAGCAAGAGUAUGUUGACAAGUCCAGUCACCAGAUUGCAGUCCUGAAAGAAGUCAUACAGCGUCUGGAGCGAGGCGAAUCGGUCGACGACAACUUGCACACUGAGAUAUCCAUGCUACUGAAAAAGAAAGCCGGCAAAAACGAGGAAGACAUGGCAGAAAUAGACGACGAAUAUUUGGAAAAGCGUGAGUAUCUUCUUUUCUUGCUCUAUGUUAUGUAAAACCCGAUGGUAACCUCUCCAUUCCGUAGUGUUCGUUGCCGAACCAUCUACUUCAGCAACCACUGUCUUUGAACCCUCAAAGGAGCCCGCUACAUCUAUACAACCUCUUCCAGUAGAGGCGGGAUCCGAUACGAAAAAGAAACCGGCAUUCUUUCUAUAAAUUCAUCUUUCAAUUUAUAUAUUGUACAUAGCGAUUAUUUGCAAUUCGUUGCAGACAUAAAAGAAUUCAUAGACAAUGCAAGGCAUACUAGUUUG